This is a messenger RNA of Arabis nemorensis, 1020 nucleotides long. The record is from the annotation of a GenBank genome assembly. NCBI's taxonomy places the organism in Eukaryota, Viridiplantae, Streptophyta, Magnoliopsida, Brassicales, Brassicaceae.
AUGGGAGUUGAUUACUACAAGGUUCUUGAAGUCGAUCGCAACGCAAGCGACGAUGAUCUGAAGAAAGCUUACAGAAAACUCGCCAUGAAGUGGCAUCCCGACAAAAACCCAAACAACAAAAAGGACGCCGAGGCUAAAUUCAAAAAGAUCUCCGAAGCUUACGAGGUUCUUAGUGAUCCUCAGAAGAAAGCUGUGUAUGAUCAAUACGGUGAGGAAGGAUUGAAAGGGAACGUGCCACCUCCUGGUGCUGGUGGAGCUACUUACUUCUCUACCGGUGACGGUCCAACGUCCUUCCGGUUCAACCCGAGAAGCGCAGACGAUAUUUUCGCUGAGUUCUUUGGGUUCUCUAGCCCGUUUGGUGGUGGUGGUGGCAGAGGUACACGAUUCUCUAGCAGCAUGUUUGGUGGUGAUGAUAUAUUUGCUUCUUUCGGCGAAGGAGCCACCGGUGGUGGCGGCGGGAUGCAUCACGGUGGAGCUAGGAAGGCAGCUCCUAUCGAAAACAGGUUGCCUUGUAGCCUUGAAGACCUUUACAGAGGAACCACCAAGAAGAUGAGAAUCUCCAGGGAGAUUGCUGAUGUCAGUGGCAAGACGAUGCAGGUGGAAGAGAUAUUGACCAUUGAUGUGAAACCUGGGUGGAAGAAAGGCACGAAGAUCACAUUCCCAGAGAAAGGGAAUGAGCAUCCCGGUGUGACUCCAGCGGAUUUAGUCUUCAUCAUCGACGAGAAGCCUCACCCGGUAUUUACUCGAGAGGGUAAUGACCUGAUAGUCACACAAAAGAUCUCGCUUGUUGAGGCCUUGACCGGUUACACGGUGAAUCUGACAACACUUGAUGGUCGGAGAUUGACAAUCCCUGUCACUAACGUGAUUCACCCUGAGUACGAAGAAGUGGUUCCAAAGGAAGGAAUGCCAUUGCAGAAAGAUCAGAGUAGGAGAGGAAACUUGAGGAUCAAGUUCAACAUCAAGUUCCCUACCAGAUUAACCACAGAGCAGAAGACUGGAGUGAAGAAGCUACUCGGAUAG